Molecule: messenger RNA, 1587 nt
Organism: Suillus subalutaceus
Lineage: Eukaryota; Fungi; Basidiomycota; Agaricomycetes; Boletales; Suillaceae
Product: kinase-like domain-containing protein
Exons: 12
Coding region: 1-1587 (528 amino acids)
Biological process (GO): protein phosphorylation
Molecular function (GO): protein kinase activity; ATP binding
Source: RefSeq, a predicted model, not a curated record
AUGACGCCUCAGCGAAUCUUGAGAGAGAUCAACUUGCGCAUGAAACUUGAUCACACAAAUAUCAUUCGGUUGUUAGGUACCACUAGAGAAUUCCGAGGUGGCAGUUUCCCUUCGUUUGUGUUCCCUUGGAUGCCAAGUGGAGACCUACAUUGCUACAUCGCGUACCACGGAGCGGGAAUCGAGACGUCAAUCAAGUUGUCCCUGGUAGAUCAAGUUCGCGACAUUGCAUCUGGAGUCACUUAUCUCCACAAGUUGCAUGUGGUUCAUGGUAACCUAGAGAGUAAAAAUGUUCUCAUAGGCCCAGAAAAUCGGGCAUAUCUGACUGGUUUCUCCUUAUCAACCGACCUUGAUACCAGUCAAAUCUUAGGAACACCCGAGCCCGGUGGAGUGCGAUUUGCUGCUCCUGAAUGCUUCGUUGACGAGGAAAGGAACAAUUCCUUGCCUAUCAUCAACAGUGAUAUAUACUCAAUGGGCUGUGUCUUAUUCCACGUUUUCUCCGGAUGUUUGCCAUGGCAUGAUUCAAAAUCGAGUGACAUCAUCAACGAACUUCGACAGCGUCGUAUGCCGUCACGUCCAGGGGGUGGCGGUAUUGAUGACUUCCUGUGGAACUUCAUCACACGCUGCUGCUCCUUUACACCGCGCGACCGACCAUCCGCAACACAGAUCCUCGAAUUCUUCGAACAUCAGUACAAGCCUAGUAAGAUUAAUAUCUCUCCAGAUAACCUGACAAAGAUGCUCUGCAAUAUCCCUCCCAAUCCCACUGUCUCGGGAGGUUUUGCAGACAUACGAAGGUGCAUGCUGAAGAGGGACGGGAGAACCACGCAGGUAGCUGUCAAAUCGAUUCGACCCCAAGGCGAUGUCCCAGCUCAGAAACUGUGCGAGGGAUACUUGCGUGAACUCAAGAUCUGGGCAAGACUUAUGCAAGAAAACAUCGUACCUCUACUUGGAGUUGCGCGAAAUCUUUACUCGGUUUCUGGCUGCGAUGCAUUGGUUUGCCCCUGGAUGGAGAAUGGCACACUCGCAAAGUACCUCAGCGGGCAUCCGACUAUGGAACUGCGACAGAAGUUAAAAUUGCUCUGCGAUGUCGCCACUGGCCUUCGUUAUCUUCAUUCCCAACACGUUGUACAUGGAGAUUUGACAAAUAACAACAUUCUCGUGGAUGUUAAUGGACGCGCAGUGGUCGCUGAUUUUGGCCUGUCUUUCCAAAUAUCGGAACUCACUGGGAGUUACCCCGUCACUGGGGCUGCGCAGUGGAUGGCGCCAGAACUAGUGCAAGCGUUCAAACCGUCUAUACACAGCGAUAUGUAUUCCUUUGGCUCCAUCAUGAAUUACGUCAUCUCUGGUGAACUUCCCUUUGCACAUGAACCAGCAGUGUUUGCCGCCUUUCAUAAAGGAAAGGCACCCUACACAAUCCGAGGCAAUGAUGUAUCUCAGGAGCAUUGGAAAUUCAGCCAACGGUGCUGGGAACCAUUUAAUUCUGAUGACGGAACUUCUUCUCGCCCAUCUGCCGAAGAAGCUUGUGGAUUUCUGCGAAAGGAACUUGAAUUCAUGAUCGCAAUAGGUCCACAUCUUUCUGAAUCCUUGUGA